AUCCGAGCAAGUUCUUUCGAAGAUCUCCUUCUCUUUCCAGACUUUGGUCUUCUGUUACGUCUUCUUUGUCAGAGAAAAAUCAAAAAGAGAGACUAGAGAUGGAUACCUUCCUCUUCACCUCAGAAUCCGUCAACGAGGGCCACCCUGACAAGCUCUGCGAUCAGGUUUCUGAUGCCAUCCUUGAUGCCUGCUUAGAACAAGAUCCGGAGAGCAAGGUUGCCUGCGAGACAUGCACCAAGACCAACAUGGUCAUGGUCUUCGGUGAGAUCACCACCAAGGCCACGGUUGACUAUGAAAAGAUUGUCCGAGACACCUGCAGAGGCAUCGGAUUUGUUUCAGCUGAUGUGGGUCUUGAUGCCGACAAAUGCAAUGUUCUCGUCAACAUUGAGUCGCAGAGCCCUGAUAUCGCCCAGGGUGUUCACGGUCACUUGACAAAGAAGCCUGAGGAAAUUGGAGCUGGAGACCAAGGUCAUAUGUUUGGUUAUGCCACAGAUGAAACCCCUGAGCUGAUGCCCCUCACCCAUGUCCUUGCUACAAAGCUAGGUGCUAAACUCACUGAAGUGAGGAAGAAUGGGACCUGCGCAUGGCUUAGGCCUGAUGGCAAGACCCAAGUGACUGUUGAGUACAAAAAUGAAGGUGGUGCCAUGGUUCCUCUCAGGGUACACACUGUGCUCAUUUCAACUCAACAUGACGAGACUGUCACAAAUGACCAGAUCGCCAAGGACCUGAAGGAGCAUGUGAUCAAGCCAAUCAUCCCAGCCCAGUACUUGGAUGAGAAAACCAUCUUCCAUCUCAACCCAUCUGGUCGUUUUGUCAUUGGUGGACCUCAUGGUGAUGCUGGCCUUACUGGUCGCAAGAUCAUCAUUGACACUUAUGGUGGGUGGGGUGCCCAUGGUGGAGGUGCCUUCUCUGGCAAGGACCCAACCAAGGUGGACCGCAGUGGUGCUUACAUAGUCAGGCAAGCUGCUAAAAGUGUGGUGGCAUCUGGGCUUGCUCGACGCUGUAUUGUGCAGGUCUCUUAUGCAAUUGGUGUUCCAGAGCCUUUGUCUGUGUUUGUGGAUACAUACAAGACUGGUAAGAUUCCAGACAGAGACAUACUUGCUCUGAUCAAGGAGAAUUUCGACUUCAGGCCAGGGAUGAUUGCCAUUAACCUCGACCUGAAAAGAGGAGGCAACUUCAGGUACCAGAAGACUGCUGCCUAUGGACAUUUCGGCCGUGAUGAACCAGAUUUCACCUGGGAGACUGUUAAGAUCCUCAAGAAUGAAAAGGCUUAAGAAGUAUAAUCUCCACCUGCGAACUUAAGAAGUAUUUUAUAACUGUGCAUUGCUCAUGCCGACAAACAGGAUAAAGAAGCAGCAGAGUGGAGGAUGAUUUGUGCUUGAAGUCUUACCAGAAUUUUUGAAGUACCAUUUUUUUUUCAAAAAAAUUGUAUAACUGCUCAUGUUUCUAUUAGAUAAAACUGCAUCUUCGGUUGUAGUAACCCAUUAUGGGUGAAGCUUGUGAAAGGGUUUGUUAUGAUUAUGAAUUUGAUAUGUUUACUGUUUCAUUUCCUA
Molecule: messenger RNA, 1553 nt
Organism: Telopea speciosissima
Lineage: Eukaryota; Viridiplantae; Streptophyta; Magnoliopsida; Proteales; Proteaceae
Product: S-adenosylmethionine synthase 1
Exons: 3
Coding region: 99-1274 (391 amino acids)
Biological process (GO): S-adenosylmethionine biosynthetic process
Cellular component (GO): cytosol
Molecular function (GO): ATP binding; methionine adenosyltransferase activity
Source: RefSeq, a predicted model, not a curated record